Molecule: messenger RNA, 105 nt
Organism: Plenodomus lingam JN3
Lineage: Eukaryota; Fungi; Ascomycota; Dothideomycetes; Pleosporales; Leptosphaeriaceae
Source: RefSeq, a predicted model, not a curated record
AUGAUUUACCAAACCGCCCGAGCCGUCACAUCUUCAAUCCUAGAAUUAGGGGCGAAUGCUCAGCGCAUGCAGCCAAUGCUUCGGCGAUCAGAAAGCUGUUCCUAA